ACAAUUUGGAUUUGAUUGAUUGCUUAUUUAUCGGAAAUGAUGAAUUUUUUGAAUUUUGAAAUUUUUUUUUUCGCAAAUGUCACCACAACAUCUUAAUGUACACAUGUGUGUAACUUGUCGAGUAUAAACUGACCAAUAAAAAAAAAUGCUGACAAAUGAUUUUUUUUUGUUUAUAAACUUUGAAUUCCGAAAUUAAAUUUUUUUUUUGUUCGUUAAUCAUGGCCGAAUUACCACAUUUAGGUCAACAUUGUUCCAUUUGUUCGAUUUUGGAUUAUUUACCAGUCAAAUGUGUUGAUUGUAAUAAUUUUUUCUGCAAAGAUCAUAGAAUUUCACAUGAAUGUGUGGCAGAAAAACGUUAUGAAUCCAAUCAAGACAAUGAUCAUCGAUCAAAUGAUGAUUUUAUUAAAUGCCAUUUUUGCAUAGAUUCCGUACAAAUUACACAAUCAUCAGUUUGUAAUCAUUGUAUGAAAAGAUUUUGUUUAAAUCAUCGUCAUCAAGUGGAUCAUAAAUGUUUGAAACUCAUAUCGAAUCAAAUCGAUGACAAGAAAAUUGAUUCAAAAACCGAUGAAAUAUUAGCCAAAAUACGGUCGGUAUAUAAACCGGGAAUGAAUGUAAAAAAUCGUGGUGCCAAAAAUAAUCCAUUAGCAUUGAAAGUGGCAUUAAUGAAAUUAAAAUCCAAAGCCAUUGGUCUUGAAUCAACGCCGCAAGAAGAACGUGAAUAUUUUUAUCUUUCAUUCAUUGCAAAUGAAAUUGGCUACAAUCAACAAUGUAAAGAAUUUCGUGAUGAACCAAUAUUUCUUUGCCGUGAAUGGUCCAUUGGUAAAUGUGUUGAUUGGUUAGCACAGAAAUGGUCACUGAUCAACAAGAAUAAUCAAUGGAAUGCACCAAAAUUAAUUCUUACUAGUGAACGAUUAUUAAUCGAUACGAAUGAUCAACGAAAAUGUUGUGAAAAACAGAAGAAUUUCUUUUGUUUUUCUCAUCAUUUGAAAGAUUUAUUAGCUGAUAAUGUCAUUUUUUCAACUGAUUUAUUGAUUUUAACAUAUCUGGAAAAUUAAAAUCGAUUUUUUAUAUUAUUACCACA
Dermatophagoides farinae (American house dust mite) is the source of this 1081-nucleotide messenger RNA. Its product is annotated as AN1-type zinc finger protein 1. Gene Ontology annotation, molecular function: zinc ion binding. NCBI's taxonomy places the organism in Eukaryota, Metazoa, Arthropoda, Arachnida, Sarcoptiformes, Pyroglyphidae. The record is from RefSeq and is a predicted model, not a curated record. Gene Ontology annotation, cellular component: cytoplasm.